GAGGGCGGAGGCGGUGGAGCGGCCGUGGUUGCCGGGGGCGGUUUGGCUUCGAGCCGCGCCGCUUGCUGCUCCCCUUCUGCCUCUCUCUCUCCCCGCAGCGCGCUUGGGGGCACCCGGGAGACAGAGAGAGCAGAGCGGGCGGGACGCCGACCCUGCGGCGGCAUGAACCGGCCGCACCGCGGGGCCGUGGGCAGCCGGGGCCUGGGCACCAUGGAGGUGAAGAGCAAGUUUGGAGCAGAAUUUCGACGAUUUUCUCUGGAGAGGUCUAAACCUGGAAAGUUUGAGGAGUUCUAUGGAUUACUGCAGCAUGUGCACAAGAUUCCAAAUGUUGAUGUUCUAGUGGGAUAUACAGACAUUCAUGGAGACCUGCUGCCCAUCAAUAAUGAUGACAAUUAUCAUAAAGCAGUUUCUACAGCAAAUCCUCUCCUCCGGAUUUUCAUUCAGAGAAAAGAAGACGCAGACUACAGUGCCUUUGGUACGGAUACUAUGACAAGGAAGAAGAAUGUCUUAUCGAAUGUCCUACGUCCAGAUAACCACAAGAAGAAACCGCACAUUGUUAUUAGCUUGCCACAAGACUUCAGACCAGUGUCUUCGAUUAUAGAUGUAGAUAUUCUUCCAGAAACCCAUCGUCGGGUACGACUUUACAAGUACGGAACUGACAAACCCCUUGGAUUUUAUAUACGAGAUGGCUCUAGUGUCAGAGUAACACCACACGGAUUAGAGAAAGUUCCAGGGAUUUUCAUAUCCAGGCUUGUCCCGGGAGGCCUGGCUCAAAGCACAGGCUUACUGGCUGUCAAUGAUGAAGUACUGGAGGUGAAUGGAAUAGAGGUUUCGGGAAAAAGCCUUGACCAGGUUACAGACAUGAUGAUUGCAAACAGCCGUAACCUGAUCAUUACGGUGAGACCAGCAAACCAGAGAAAUAAUGUUGUGAGGAACAGUCGGACUUCUGGCAGCUCUGGUCAGUCAACGGAAUCUAGCCUUCCAAGUAGCACACCAAAUAUUUUAGCAAAUUCCUUGCAAGGAGAAGAGGACAGUGAUGAAGAGGACAUUAUUAUUGAAGAUAACGGUGAGCCACAGCAGAUACCGAAAGCUGCACCUACCAGUGAAAGCCUAGAAUCGUUGACACAAAUUGAACUUCACGAGUCAACACAAAAUGGAUUCUUUCCUUCCAGUGAGAUGAACUUGAAUCAUUCAGCAGGCAGUGUUAGCAUGGACUAUGAAGUACAAGAUCAAGAUCGUAAGUCGUUAGAAGAUGGAACUAUAAUAACACUGUGAAAUUACAUUGGUGUGCUUUGUAUUAAGGAUGCCAUACAUGUUUUAAUUUGGCUUAAUAUAUAAUACAUAUUAAUACCUCUCCAUCUACUGAGCACUGCAGUUAGAUUAAAAGGAGGGCAAAAUUAUGUAAGUUGACUAACUUUGGUUAAUUCUGCACUUCAGUGUAAAUACUGCACAAAGAUGGAAGAUAUAAUAAUUGAUAAAUGACUAGGAUUGGAUGAGGAAAAUUUAAAUUGGAAAUGAAGGAUACCUAAGAAAUGUCUGUGAGCUUUCUUUCAAAGGUAGUUUUUUUCUUUUUAAAUGCAGAAUACUACUGGUUUUAUAUGAGUAAACUUCCAUUGUUGUGUGAGUUUGACUAUCUAAUGUACUGUGGUUUCAUUUUCAUCUAAAAAGCUGCUUACGUGUGAGGGAGCUGCUUUAGCCACUUCAUUCCUGUUCUGGACUGUUAUUUAACUGGUAAAGCUGUUUGUCACUCUGUGUAUAAGGAAACUGAAAAAUAAGCAGGAGGUGGGGUGGUAAGAGAUGUUCUUGAUUGGUCUAAUUGAGCAACAGGGGUCUGUCACAGUGGUGACAGGAUUUGAAAGUGGGGACUUCUGAAGUUGACUGUUCCUUUCUAAGUGAAUGUGCAACCACAGACUCAUUAGUCAUGCACCUUUACUGGUUUUAAUGGCCAGGUAAGCUUGCUUUUAAUGACUGCUAUUUUGAAAUUCAAAUGUGAAAGUCUUAACACUUAAAUAUCAAAGCCCUUUUCUCAUUUUAGUUUGCAAUAUUUAAGGAUACCAUUGGAUUUAGUUGCUAAUCUCAGAAAAUUUCAAAGAAAUCAGGUGUAAACUUAAUUCUGUGGAAAUAACAUAACAGCCUGUGUUAGGAUCACAGUCUUAGUAAAGCUGUGAAGGUUUCUACUAGCACAGUUUUGUUGUAGUGAGUCUGAACUAUGUAAAAAGUUACUUUCUUCAGACCCAAAUAAGUUAGAACAGUUUAAAUUAAGUUAAAUCCCUAGAUUAAAAAGAAGUUUUGAAUCAGAAUGAGACUUUAAUAUGACCUGCUUGAGCCAUGUCACAUUAAAUUAUUCAUUAUAAUGAACUAAACUGUAAAUGUGGAUCUUUGUGUGCCACUGACUGGGUGUUCUACUUAUUACAAAGUUGCUAUAAGUAAAACAAAAUACUGAUGACAAGUCCUGAUACUGCAAGUGUGUAAGUAUGCGUGUGAUCAGCUGAAAACUUACUGAGAUAAUUGCAGGAAGCAGCUUCUAGCUUGAUUUUCCCCCUCUCACCUUUUAAAAUCUCCUGCAUUACCACUUCGGCACUCAGUUCCCAACCCGACCCUUGUCUGGGAACAUAAGUUGUGGCAGGAAAAUGAGAUGGGGACUAAUAGGAUUGGGGAGGAUGGAUGGAGCUUCUCACCAGGGAUCCAGUAGUCUAUGUCAGCCUUUAAGAAAGAAGUAGGACGCUACCAGUUCUGUACUGUGGUAAUGUGCUUACCAGAGUCAGUAGUCUAGGUUCUUGGAAGCAGGUUCUACCCUGUCAGGGAGAUAGGAUGAGUGGGAAAGGAGGCUAACCCCUUUCAUUUUUUCCCCUCGGUCUAUCUUGAGGAAACAUCUACCUCUGGUAACUUUACUAACAAGAAAUUAACUGUACGUGUAAUGUUAAGGCAUCUGUAAAAGUCUUUAUAGGAUAUUAGUGGGUAAACCUGUAUUUCCAUUACCAUUUUUGUAAUGGUAUAAACAAAAUUGCUUCAGAAAUUACUGCUGUUUAGUUUUACUGAAUGCAAAUUUUAAAUUCUUGUCUAUGAGCAGGAAUAACUUCAAACAUUCAAUACCAUUGGAGUUCAUGUCUCGUAGAUGUCAAGAAAGGUAUUUGUGCCCAUUUUUAUUUAUGGAGAGUUAGCGGAACAGACAAUGGUACUCUGCAAAUACAGGUUAGAGUUCUGCUUUGUUAGAUUUAUUUAUGGUUUCUUCAGCGUACAUAUAGAGAGGCCCUGGAAUCUUUUCCAACACGAGCAAGAAUUUUGAAGUGUUAUACUUACUUUGCUAAUAAUUUUUACAGAUGAAGUAACUACAUCCACUUAGUGUGAAAUGAAGAAAAUAAAAGAUCAUUCUGCAACAUGUAGACUUUAAAUAUACACGUGUUCUGUCAGUGCUGCUCUACAUUUCCUUUAUUUAAGGAAGAUUGUUUACUUUAAUGUGUCUUUUCUUUAUCAGAAGACUUUCCUUCCUGUAUGAAAUCGUCAGUGGAGGGCAACUUUCAUUUAUUAUGCUAGUUUGCACUUCAGUGCCUUUUAUUUACUUGAAUGUAUUGUGAAUAAUCAAAGGAAUAAAGGCACUUGGAUGAGGAGAGAGAUGAGGACCACAGAUACAGCAAAUGAACUGGUAGUGCACUUGAUACAGGUGCAAUGUUUUCAUACCUUAUGGGUCUAAUGCGGUACAUGAGUAUUUGCAGCUUGGUUAACGGCUUCAAGCUAUUAACUUACACGAGAGGGCUGAGUCUGGGAAUGCUGGUGUUACGAGAUGACUUAUUACUGAGGUACAAACACCCAAGGCUAGUGGGCCGCCAAACCCUGUGUUACCUAACCUGUACUUAUAACAGAUGCAUGAAUAUUUUGAGUAUAUAUGCCAGUAUUAAGGGCUUGUAGAACUUUAACUAGGGUCCCACUCUAAAUUGCAUGAGAAUUCAUCUCGUAGGACCUUUCCUGUGAACUGAUAAAUCUAAAUGUGAGAUGAUAUUCUUUUUAACACACACGUUCUGUUUUACAGAAGUUUGAUAACAUAGUGAAACUAAGCAUUUGGGACUUGAUAAAAACGUUUAAGAAUAAAACUAAAAAUGGGCUAAGUGUAUAUUUAACAGUUACAAUGACAGACUGCACAGCAUAUAAUUGCUUAAUGUUGCAGUUACCAUAAAGUUUCUAAAGUUCUUCCAUAUCUUACUAAUGCAUACACUGUUAAUUACAAAAUAUUUUUAAAUUGUUACUUCAGGAUGAUCAAUGGUUGAUUGUGAGUGGCUAAACUUAAUUUUAUAUGUAAAUGAUACUGGGGUUCAGUAUAAGGGUUUUUAAAAUAUGCUAUUGUUAGCCUUUCAUUCACUACCUCCUAAAUUUUUAACAUCUUUGCAAUUUUCUCCCUGCAAGAAAAUACUUAAAGGCUUGACUGUUUUAUAGAGAUUUUAUCUUUAGCUAAAAAAAGUGGAAUAAGAAUCUAGAAGUGUUAGGGAGGAUGCUACUACGCAUGAUUGACAAUAUUACGCUGCUAUUAAUGUAAUCUUUGUGUAUUAUGUGUCCUGUAUAUGUAAAUUGUAUUUUCAAUCCAGAUUUUAUAGAUUAAUUUAUAAACAUCCAAAUUAUUUCAAAAUGGAAUGGAAAAUGAAAGUUCCUUUGCCUAGUUUAUGUGUUCUGUACAUGCAUAGUGGGGCAUCGAGUCAUUCCGUAUUUGUGACUGAGAGAUUUAAGUGCACCUUAAUAGGAAAAAGAACAAAUUCUUAAUGGAAUUAAGAUGCAUUUACUUUGAAGUUCUGCUAUGGUACUGGAUAAGUCAAGCCUAACUGUGAAUCAUUUUUUUUUUUCCACAACUGAAUUAAAUUUAGGACAAUGUUCUCACAAGCUGUCUUUAACGUGUAUUUUUGUGAAUAUUAUGUAUUUUCUAAUUAAAUUUUACUUGCAAUGUGAUUUUUACAUGAAUGAACUUGUUUAAAAUGUCAAAUAUCAGUAUUUUUCUUACAACUUUAAUGUAUGAUGUACAUUGGUAUCUCACAGAAUGAAGAUUGAUUUUACAAAAUCAAGCUAGAUGUAGUUGUAUAUUAGUCUUAUAUUUUUACAGACUGGAAUAAUAAAUGGAUAUAGAAAUAAGUGUUUUUCUCUAUUCCUUUGUCAGAUAAGUAAAAAGGAAGAAAAAUGCAUCCUGUUAUUCUCAAGUGUGAAAGUAGAUGGGCUUCAUUUUCUUUUGGGCAGCUAAGCGGGAUCUGUUUUCAUAGCAGUCUUAAAUGUUUACUCCCUCUGCUCCCAUCUCUGGAGCAAAUCCCUACCUGUGGAAAGUAUACAAGGGUUCAGAGCAUUUGUCCUUCGGUCCUGCUGACUAACCCGUGGUGUGCUUAUUCCUGCAAUAGCUGCAAAUAAUUAAUCUUGCAUUGUAUCACUUGCCUGAGGACUGCUCAUAGUAAAAUUUAGGUCAUGAGGUCUGGGAGACGGUUCCUCAUCCUCCCUCACCUUUGCCAGGUGUUGCUGGUGAGGUGGAGGUUUUCACUGUUACUGUAAGUAUUUGGUAUAACUCUCUUUAUUCAAAGUUUUAACUUGAACCCAUUCCACUUAGAGAUGCUUUCUCCCAUAUCUAAUGCCGUGGCAGCCCUUGUAAACAUUUACCUAGUGACAAAGGACUCGAGUUUUGUUUAGCCCUUCCAUGUAGGGCUUUUGUGACUGCUGGUCUCAGGGCCAGUCGCGUGACUCUUUUUCUGUACCUUCAGAACUUAGGGUUCAGUACUUUCCUUACUUGCCUGUGUGGCUAUGGAGAGGUGACAAAAAGACCAAGUACAGCAUUACAUUAUCUUAAUGUUGAUAGGCAGCUGAAAGAACCCGAGCUACUUCACCUGUGCCCUUGAGUCUGUCUUGCAGCUAGAAGAAAUUUCUUUACUUUGCACAGAACCUGACAGCUUACCUCAUUCCUAAAGGAAUGCUGAAAUUGGUAUUUUACUGAAAUGGUGUGAACUUCAGGACUUCGUCUUGCCUGUAUUAAAAUCCAAAUGUAGUAUUUUUCUAACUUCGGAACUCCUAUCUAAAUGCAUAAACCUCUGAAACUGGGAGAGAUUACCAAGUUACUCAAAGUUUUUUUAAGUGUUGUUCUCAGAGUAAGUAACUUUCUGAUAGUGCAGCUGCAAUUUUUUUGAGUAUUUUAUAUUUGGAAUAAAUUACAUGUAAAAAAAUGAGGAUCAAAAUCUGAAGGAUCACAGACAGGCUGCACAAUUAGACAAUAAAAUGGCAAACAAUCCAGUGUAGGUUAAGUGUUCGUGUGUGUGGAAAGAUAUGUCUUAACUUUGCAUAUGUAAUGAUGAAUGCCAAGCUGAUUUGCCUCUCGGGAACCCAUCCUGAGUUGUGAUAGUUUAGUGAAAACAUCAGCCUCGUACUUGCUAGCAUAAAAAAACCCAAACUGUUUUACUAAAGGAAUAAAAGACAAAACCAAUAACAUUGUUAUUGUAUAAACCCGUGAUUCAAUUACGUUUUUAAUAGAGUGUGUGGGUUUUCUUUGCUUAUUUUCUAAAAGGAUACCAGACUGAAAAAAAAAGCAAUGUCAUCUGCUUUGUAGGA
Cuculus canorus (common cuckoo) is the source of this 6561-nucleotide messenger RNA. RefSeq names its product par-6 family cell polarity regulator beta (gene PARD6B). The record is from RefSeq and is a predicted model, not a curated record. The transcript has 3 exons. The coding region runs from base 163 to 1275 and encodes 370 amino acids. Gene Ontology annotation, biological process: centrosome cycle; regulation of cellular localization; establishment or maintenance of cell polarity. Lineage: Eukaryota; Metazoa; Chordata; Aves; Cuculiformes; Cuculidae. Gene Ontology annotation, cellular component: apical plasma membrane; nucleus; cell cortex. Gene Ontology annotation, molecular function: protein kinase C binding.